CCUCUCUCCUCUCUUUCUCUCUCUCCUCUCUGGUUUAGCUGUACACCUAGAACACUCAGUUCUCUAGCCCCCCCCCCUUCUGGUUCCCUGUUAUAAUUUCACUUCUAAGCACAGUAAGCUAAAAAGAGUCCCAGGGAAUUGCCUGAAUGCAUAGGAGCCAGCCACUUUGCUGAAGCUAAGCAGGGCCAAGUCUGGUUUGUGUUUGGAUGGGAGACCAAAUUGAAAAGUUUCCAUAAUUAGUUUUCAAUUAAUCUCUUUAUUGAGUGGGGAAAUAUAUUAAUUGGUGAUAGAUAAUAUCUAAUUUAUAGAAACCUUUAGUAGUUGAUUAGCCUUUUAAAAUGCCACCCAAGAAAGGAUUGGGAGGGAAGAAAGGCAAAGGAAAAGCCCCACAACCUCCAGUAAAACGUCCUCGCCCCAGGCAUGAUUCAUCUUCAGAUGAGGGUGAGCGGCCCGAUAUCGCAGCAUUCAUGGCACGGCUACAAGCUGCUGAACUAGAGAGAGGCAUUAUCCCUCCACCCGACACUAUAAUUAGUUCAUCAGGGGCGGGAGGAUCUGGGCGCCCUCAUACAAGGCGACAGACUCAUGAAAGUAUGUGGGCAUCUGUUGCAGCAAGGCUCGAUGCCAUCGAGGCUUCAUCCAGUCACACACCCCCAGGACCAGAGUUAACAUCAGGACAGGAUGGCUCUGUGAACAACCAGACUCAACCUCUUCCUGGCGUACCAGACAAUCCUCCUGCCACCAUUGCUACUCAGCCACCUCCGGGUACAUGGCCUCCAUUGAUGUCAGGUUCAGAAAUUUCGGGAACUAGCCCCUUGGGCAAGAUUAACACCGGAGGUCAUGCCGAAGAAGUUAUGGGAGAUUGGCAACUGGAGAUAGAAACAGCCAUGUGGCAGUCGCUCGCACCUAGCACCAGGGCAGCAUACAAAAAAGCAAGUAGUGAGUUUCACCUAUUUCGGGACAACAUGCAACUCCCGCAGAUCUGA
Elgaria multicarinata webbii is the source of this 983-nucleotide messenger RNA. RefSeq lists its product as uncharacterized. The record is from RefSeq and is a predicted model, not a curated record. The transcript has 3 exons. The coding region runs from base 339 to 983 and encodes 214 amino acids. NCBI's taxonomy places the organism in Eukaryota, Metazoa, Chordata, Lepidosauria, Squamata, Anguidae.